Messenger RNA from Dermacentor silvarum, 1279 nucleotides. Its product is annotated as elongation of very long chain fatty acids protein AAEL008004-like. The record is from RefSeq and is a predicted model, not a curated record. Gene Ontology annotation, biological process: sphingolipid biosynthetic process; fatty acid elongation, monounsaturated fatty acid; fatty acid elongation, polyunsaturated fatty acid. Gene Ontology annotation, molecular function: fatty acid elongase activity. The transcript has a single exon. Lineage: Eukaryota; Metazoa; Arthropoda; Arachnida; Ixodida; Ixodidae. Bases 15 to 878 code for a protein of 287 amino acids. Gene Ontology annotation, cellular component: endoplasmic reticulum membrane.
GCAAGCAGGAAGAAAUGACGCUGAGCUUCGGCCUGACUUUCUUAAUGCAGAAACUGUAUUCCAUCUCGGACCCCAGAACCAGGGACAUGCCUGUCGUACUCAACCCUUUCUUCGUUUUUCCCAUGGUGGCAGCGUAUCUAUAUUUCGUCAAGGUUGCCGGUCCACGGUGGAUGAAGAAUAGGGAGCCAUUUCGCAUCAUCAACGUCAUACGCGUUUACAACGUCAUCAUGGUAGUCGUGAACUGCGUGUCCCUCGUCGUGCUUCUCAUCCCAACAUAUCUUCCAGGAGGAACGUACAGCCUAUGGUGCCAAGGAAUAUGGGGACGCUCGCCCGACGAGCAUCUCGAUUACUACAAGUACGCCUGGAUCUUUAUCGCAUGGCGCUACGCCGACCUCCUCGACACGGUGUUUUUUGUUCUGCGCAAGAAGUUCAACCAAGUGACUCACCUUCACGUCAUCCACCACACCAUCGUUGUGGUCAACAUUUGGUUCUACGGCCGAUUUGCGCCCGCAGGUCAGCCAGCGCUUGGCAUAGCGCUCAAUACUUUCGUGCAUAUAGUCAUGUAUGCGUACUACUUCCUCGCAAGCUUCGGUCCUCGAAUGCAAAAAUACCUGUGGUGGAAGAGGUACCUGACGACGCUUCAGAUAGUCCAGUUCAUCAUCAUCAUUGCGCACAUGUCCGUGCCUCUUUUCGUCGAGUGCGGAUUUCCAAGACAGGCUGUGUACAUCGCCAACACUCAGACAUUCCUGAUACUGUGCCUUUUCGUGAACUUCUACGUUCGAUCGUACACGCAUUACAAUAAGUCGGCAGCUCAAGGUGUAAAGCAAGUUAGUGAGGAGAAUGGAACAGCGUCGGCUGAGGACGCGAAGAGAAGGUGAAAUAUAAAGAGCGUGGAAUGCCAACCCGAAUGCAUAUAGCAGACCGGACACGCUCCGUGAAGGUUUUAGGCUUUUCAAAGUCAUCCGAGAGUUCACUCGCACUGUUCUGUGGAAAAUUGUAAGACCAAAGCAAUCCAAAAGGAAUCAACAAAUAAAAAGAGCACUAUUGCGUAAUUUCUUUCAGUCGAGGGCAACCCCAAUAAGUGUGGUAUCGAAACAGGAAGGCAGGCAGGCUGAAAUAAGAGCGAACAUGGAUAUGUCCUGCAUCAGAAUAGAAAUCUGGGCUCGCUGCUACCAUACAAUGGGCGUGUCCUCCCCGUGUACACACUGUGACGCACGCUGAAGGUAAUUUCCCUGGUCGUUUAAAAUACGCCUGAAAUUGGCAAUCCACGCUCCUGGAC